AUGAGUGAGAGGUUCGCAUGGAACUGGAGCCCGGGUGGCUGGCUGCUGGCCUUGUGCGUGGCCUGGCUGUGGACCCGCCUGGCCUUGGCUUCUUUGCAGCCUUCACCUGCCACAGUCCUCGAAAAGCAGGGCACGUGUGAAGUAAUUGCUGCUCACCGCUGCUGCAACCAGAACCGCAUUGAGGAGCGCUCUCAGACUGUCAAAUGCUCCUGUCUUUCUGGCCAGGUGGCUGGCACUACACGGGCAAAGCCUUCCUGCGUGGAUGCCUCCAUUGUCCUGCAGAGGUGGUGGUGUCAGAUGGAGCCCUGCCUGCCUGGGGAGGAGUGUAAGGUGCUUCCCGACCUGUCAGGAUGGAGUUGUAGCAGUGGACACAAAGUCAAAACCACCAAGGUCACCCGAUAGCUCUUGUGGGGAAUCAUGGCUGGAUGGAGUCCUGGACUGAAGAACAAUAUCCAGUUUUUAGCCAGCAAACAUGGGGAUUCACUUACCUGAACAUGGACUCCAUGCCACAUGUAGCAUCUGUCUUUCCUGGGUAUUUCAGUACUGUGAAGAAAUGGAUGGAUUUGAAACCACAUACCUGGGGAUCUAU
This is a messenger RNA of Dipodomys spectabilis (banner-tailed kangaroo rat), 589 nucleotides long. RefSeq names its product TAFA chemokine like family member 3 (gene Tafa3). The transcript has 4 exons. Gene Ontology annotation, biological process: neuroblast differentiation; negative regulation of microglial cell activation; regulation of neuroblast proliferation. Gene Ontology annotation, molecular function: receptor ligand activity. Bases 1 to 402 code for a protein of 133 amino acids. NCBI's taxonomy places the organism in Eukaryota, Metazoa, Chordata, Mammalia, Rodentia, Heteromyidae. The record is from RefSeq and is a predicted model, not a curated record.